AUGAGCGGUCAGUUUGAGGAAGAUAUCCACGACCGGGGCGAGAGGAAGAGCAGUAAAUCCCCGACACUGCUCUCCUCUUACUGCAUAGACAGCAUUCUGGGCCGCAGGAGUCCCUGUAAGGUCAGACUGAUAGGGGCUCAAAGUUUGACGGGUCUGCCCGGCAGAGUGGAGCUCGACAGGACCGCCGACGGGCCAACUAAAGAGCCUCUCUCUCUCAGCGCUGACAUGCACCUGCCUCCAAAGCUCCGCCGGCUGUACGGACCUGGGGGGAAGUAUCUCCAUGAGCACGCAGAGAAGCUGGAGAGGGAAAGGCUCCUGCUGGAGCAAGCUAGCGAAAGCCUCAAAAUCAGCCAGGCGCCACAGGUGAGCAUCAGCCGUAGCAAGUCCUACCGAGAGAACGCGUCGCUGAGCCGGGGAGAGGGUGACCAGAGCCCCGGAGAGGCCUCGGAGGACGGCAGCAUGGGACUGGUGGAGCUCGGUCCGCUGAAGUUCGAGGAGGACGCGGGGAAGGAGGAAGAGGGCUGCGGGGACGCGGUGGCGCUAUCCCCGAAGGACGAGGAGAGGGAGAGCUUGAACGCCGGGGAUGGGGACGUGAGGGACGGGGAAGACAGCGUGUGUCUGUCGGCGGGCAGUGACUCGGAGGAAGGGAUGCUGAAACGGAAGCAGAGAAGAUACAGGACUACCUUCACCAGUUACCAGCUGGAGGAGCUGGAGAGAGCUUUCCAGAAGACGCACUACCCCGAUGUCUUCACCAGAGAAGAGCUCGCAAUGCGCCUGGAUCUCACCGAAGCCCGCGUUCAAGUGUGGUUUCAGAACCGAAGGGCCAAGUGGAGGAAACGCGAGAAGGCCGGGGUGCAGGCCCACCCGUCAGGCCUGCCAUUUCCAGGCCCUCUUGCAGCGGGCCAUCCUCUCAGCCACUACCUAGAGGGAGGACCCUUCCCUCCUCACCCACAUCCAGCUCUGGAGUCUGCAUGGACGGCUGCCGCAGCUGCAGCUGCAGCCUUCCCAGGCUUGGCUCCACCGCCUCACAACGGCUCUGGCCCACCCUUGGCUGCCCCACUCGGCCUGGGCACCUUCCUGGGCACGGCUGCCAUGUUUCGCCACCCUGCCUUUAUUGGACCCACUUUUGGCAGGCUCUUCUCCAGUAUGGGUCCUCUGACCAGUGCUUCCACCGCUGCAGCUCUCCUCCGUCAGCCUGCACCUCCUGUAGAGAACCCCUCCCACACGGGGCCCGUCCUCCCUGACCCUUCCUCAUCUUCCUCCACUACUACUUCUUCAGCCGCAGCGGACCGCAGAGCCUCGAGUAUCGCCGCGCUGCGCCUCAAGGCCAAGGAACACUCAGCUCAGCUCACCCAGCUAAACAUCCUGCCCACCGGAGCCACAGGGAAGGAGGUGUGCUGAACA
Pelmatolapia mariae (spotted tilapia) is the source of this 1404-nucleotide messenger RNA. RefSeq names its product aristaless related homeobox a (gene arxa). Bases 1 to 1401 code for a protein of 466 amino acids. The transcript has 5 exons. Lineage: Eukaryota; Metazoa; Chordata; Actinopteri; Cichliformes; Cichlidae. The record is from RefSeq and is a predicted model, not a curated record. Gene Ontology annotation, biological process: regulation of transcription by RNA polymerase II. Gene Ontology annotation, molecular function: DNA-binding transcription factor activity, RNA polymerase II-specific; RNA polymerase II transcription regulatory region sequence-specific DNA binding.